This is a messenger RNA of Necator americanus (New World hookworm), 351 nucleotides long. RefSeq lists its product as uncharacterized. Bases 1 to 351 code for a protein of 116 amino acids. The record is from RefSeq and is a predicted model, not a curated record. NCBI's taxonomy places the organism in Eukaryota, Metazoa, Nematoda, Chromadorea, Rhabditida, Ancylostomatidae. The transcript has a single exon.
AUGAAGGACAGCUAUGAGAGCAAGCAGGGUUUCGAAAAUAGGUUCAGUACGAUUGACCACAUGCACACCGUUUCGAAACUCAUCGAGGUAUCACGAGAGUACAAGAUACCGCUCUGGUUCACAUUCAUUGACUUGAAGAAAGCCUUCGAUACAGUCGAGACGGAAGCGGUUGAGGCUUUGGACAACCAAGGCGCCUCUACUCCGUACAUAAAGAUACUUCGUGAAUUGUAUACCAAGAUGUUCGUGAGGAACGGAUUGGUUUCUGAUGCUCCUUUCACGCCCAACGGGACGAAUAUAUCGGAUAUCUCCAGCUAUGCAUAUCUAGGCCGGGAAAUAAACAUGAUGACCUGA